Penicillium alfredii is the source of this 726-nucleotide messenger RNA. Its product is annotated as glutathione S-transferase family protein. The transcript is spliced from 4 exons. The record is from RefSeq and is a predicted model, not a curated record. Gene Ontology annotation, biological process: translational elongation. NCBI's taxonomy places the organism in Eukaryota, Fungi, Ascomycota, Eurotiomycetes, Eurotiales, Aspergillaceae. The coding region runs from base 1 to 726 and encodes 241 amino acids. Gene Ontology annotation, cellular component: cytoplasm; nucleus.
AUGCUCUCCACUAUUGUACAUCGGCCCCACGGUAGCCCCAUGCCCGUGGGCAUCUGGCUUUACCUUCCAUCCCCGGACCUAAUCCCUUCCAAAGCCCUAGCACCAUCUGACAAGAACAAAACCCCAAAGGCUGAAUUAGAGCAAAUCCCACUUGAGCUCGCCGAGGUGAUCCCGCGCAAGAAUGUCGGCAAGGCCGAAUACAUGGCCAAAUUCCCCUUGGGCCAUGGCAAGAUCCCGGGUCUCGAGGCACCAGGGCUCCGACUGACGGAGACAAUUGCAAUCGUUACGGCCGGUCUUCUCGGGGAUGGCUCCAAGGAACAGGAAGCCGAAGUCCUCGCAGUGAUGAGCUGGGCCAACCAAGAGCUCAUUCAGACUCUUGCAUUGUGGUUCCUUCCACUCAUCCCCGGCUUCUCUGAUCCUCCACCCUAUGACCAUGCCGCUGUGGAAGCCGGAAAGGUCAAAUCUCAGCGUCUGUUGACUACGCUGGAGACUCUGCUGGAAGGAAAACAGUGGUUUGUUGGCAACCAUCUGACACUUGCAGACAUCAUGGUGGCGGUGUAUGUCUCGCGCGGACUGGAGUGGGUGCUGGAUGCAAAGUGGAGGGAAGCACACCCGAAUGUGAUGAGGCAUUUCAGUGCUGUUGCGGAGCAGGAUGCUGUGAAAAAGGUGAUUCCGCAGUUUGUGUUGAUUGAGAAAGAGACGCCGAAUGUGAAUCCGUACGCGUGA